Messenger RNA from Penicillium maclennaniae, 1089 nucleotides. RefSeq names its product transmembrane protein UsgS (gene usgS). Bases 1 to 1089 code for a protein of 362 amino acids. The record is from RefSeq and is a predicted model, not a curated record. NCBI's taxonomy places the organism in Eukaryota, Fungi, Ascomycota, Eurotiomycetes, Eurotiales, Aspergillaceae. The transcript has 5 exons.
AUGUCGAAUUUCGAGCCCAAUGCCGUGAUCCGCGGUUUCCAACUGACUGUGGUAGGGACUGUCCGGGCCUUGACAAACCCCGAGCUUUUUAAAUAUGAACACUUCCGCCAAGCAGCCCUAGCAGUCGCUGUGGGAAUCAUCAUCCAGUUGAUCAUCCAAAUCCCGAUCAUCGGCCUCAAGUUUACCUUGUACUUGCUGUCUUGGAUUAUCAAUCUUGACCACGCCACUUGGGAUGACAAGCUGCUCGAUGGCUUGGACUUCUUGUCUAAGUCUGUCCUCCAGGUGCCCUUUAUGCUGAUGACAUUCAUGGGAUACGUGACUCCCACUCUGGACGAGAUCUUCAUGCAGUCCAUCCAGUGGGUCGACAUGACAUAUAUCCAGAAGCACAAAUCAGAGGAUCCGAAUCAACUCCGGGCAAUGUACUAUCCUCAAUUGGCGAUGUAUGCGACCAAGGGCGGUCCUCAUUCAUCGAAGCCCAAGACGGAGGCCAUCGUGGCGUUCGCUAACCGAUACGCCAAGAAAAUGGGGAUGCUUCUUGGAAUUUACCUACUCUCCUUGACCCCCGUCGUUGGUCGCUUUGUGAUGCCCGCAGCAAGUUUCUACACGUUCCGGACCCAUGUGGGUACCGCACCUGCCGCUGCCAUCUUCGGCGCUGGCCUUAUCUUGCCCAAGUCAUACAUUGUCAGGUUUCUCCACACUUAUUUCGCAUCCAGAAGUCUGAUGCGAGAGCUGCUCGAACCAUACUUCCGUCGCGUCAAGUUCACUUCCGAGCAGAAGAAGCGCUGGUUCCGUGAUCGUGAGGGCGUUCUUUUCGGAUUUGCCUUUGGAUUUACUGUGAUUUUGAAGGUCCCAUUCAUCGGUGUUCUCAUGUACGGAGUCGCCGAGGCCUCCACUGCUUAUCUAGUCACCAAAAUCACUGACCCACCGCCCGCCCCUGCGGAAAGCGAGGGCUUUGCAGAGAGCCAGGUGACAUGGAAAAACAAACACGAUUUCCUCCAGCUUUCUUUGGAUAAGAUCGAUCAGCUCAACGUUGUCAUCGAUGAGAAGGAUACUCAGAAUGCCAAUUCUGAAGGCAAAAAAUUCUCUUAA